This is a messenger RNA of Callithrix jacchus (white-tufted-ear marmoset), 1034 nucleotides long. The record is from RefSeq and is a predicted model, not a curated record. Lineage: Eukaryota; Metazoa; Chordata; Mammalia; Primates; Cebidae.
CUAGGCAGUCCCUUGAGGGAGGGCCCAGUCUGGAACAGGCAGACACACUUUUUCAAGUCAUUGUGGAAAAUGACAUACUGAAAGCCAAGUCUUUCCUCUGUAAUCCUGAGAAAGAGGCGGGUGUCUUCUAUCAUUUGGACUAGAGAGAAGAGUCAAGUCAGUGAGAGGGACCUCAGGCUGGAGUCUGGCCCUCCGAGUGGAGCAGACCUCCAGGGCAGAAGACCAGAGGAAGUCCUCAGGAAAACCUACGGCCCUCAGUGUCCCCUCUGUACCUCUGGAGUAGACCCAUAUAAUCUGAAGAAAGAGAACAGCUUCCGGGAAGGGGAGGAGGAGUGAACCACCAAUGAAAUCAGAAUUCAGCUGUUUCUAUCAUCAGAAUCAGAAAUACUAAUCUGAAAUGCACUGAUUUGGGCAGAUCAAGGGAUAAACAGGAAAAGACCCUUUUGAGCUUCCCAACAUGGUGCAGUCGAUUAACAUCAUGGAGCUGAAUCUGCCGCAGCUAGAAAUGCUCAAAAACCAGCUGGACCAGGAAGUGGAGUUCUUGUCCACGUCCAUUGCCCAGCUCAAAGUGGUACAGACCAAGUAUGUGGAAGCCAAGGACUGUUUGAACGUGCUGAACAAGAGCGAGGUGAAAGAAUUACUCGUCCCACUGACGAGUUCUAUGUAUGUCCCUGGGAAGCUGCAUGAUGUGGAGCACGUGCUCAUCGAUGUGGGAACUGGGUACUAUGUAGAGAAGACAGCUGAGGAUGCCAAGGACUUUUUCAAGAGGAAGAUAGAUUUUCUAACCAAGCAGAUGGAGAAAAUCCAACCAGCUCUCCAGGAGAAGCACGCCAUGAAACAGGCUGUCAUGGAAAUGAUGAGCCAGAAGAUUCAGCAGCUCACAGCCCUGGGGGCAGCUCAGGCUACUGCUAAGGCCUGAGAGUUUUUGCAGAAAUGGGGAGGGACACCCUUUGGGCAUGGCUUCCUGGUGCUGGAAAGGGAAGGGUCUUGUGUUUGAUGCCAAUAAAUGUGCCAGCUGGGUAGAAAAAAAAAAA